Molecule: messenger RNA, 1566 nt
Organism: Exophiala aquamarina CBS 119918
Lineage: Eukaryota; Fungi; Ascomycota; Eurotiomycetes; Chaetothyriales; Herpotrichiellaceae
Exons: 1
Coding region: 1-1566 (521 amino acids)
Source: RefSeq, a predicted model, not a curated record
AUGGAUCUUGGGGCGUCACAAGUUCCACUAGGUGGGCAAAUCUUCGGCACGCAAUGCGCGUCUCUGGUGCAGCCCAUAGUGGCAGGCGCAGAGAUCCUGCGCCUCCACGCAGCGGAGGUGCACAACUUCAGCUUUGCUGCAAUUCCGUUCUUCAACCCGGUAGAGACCACUAGUCUUGAUUUUUGCAAUGUUUCACUGACCCUGACACACCCUGGUGCAAACGAUACCGUCUUUGUGAGUGUCUGGCUUCCUCUGACGGACUGGAACGGCAGAUAUCAAGCGACGGGCGGCGGCGGGCUUGCAGCCGGUAUGGGACCGCCUAUGCUGGCCAACGCGCUGGGGUUGGGCUAUGCGACCUCCUCUACGGACGGCGGUCUGACACUCAACAAUACGGUUGACCCACAGAGUGGAAAAUGGGCUUUGAAAGAGGACGGAACCAGCAAUGACGACCUGCAAUUGAAUCUCGCCUGGCGAUCAAUCCACGACAUGGUUGUGGUAUCUAAGGACCUUAUCGAACAAUUCUACGGUGUGAAGCCUUCAUACUCUUACUGGCACGGGUGCUCUCAAGGAGGGAGGCAGGGGUACGCAGCGGCGGCCAAAUAUCCUCACGACUUUGAUGGGAUUCUUGCCAUAGCGCCUGCCCUUGACCUUGCCGAACUUGUUACUGCGGACUUCUGGCCGGCCGUGGCAAUGCAGAAUGAAGUCGUCCCUCCCUUUUGUAUCUUCGAGGAAUACCACAAAGCGAUCAACGCGAAGUGCGACCCCUUGGACGGUGUCAUCGAUGGGUUGAUCUCCGAUCACGACCUCAUGGAGAGCUGCCCGUUCGACCCCCACGCUCUCGUCGGACAGGUGGUAGCUUGCGAAGGCGUGGAGGAUGUAACAAUCACGAGGGAACACGCGAAUGUAGUCAAGCAGAUCCUUCAAGGUCCGCGAACCACAGAAGGCAAAUCAUUGUGGUACGGUUUGGCACCGGGCGCGGCGUUCUUUGCUUUGGCAAAGACCGCGGCCGGCCCAGAUGGAACCUUCGCCCCCGUCCCUUUCGCUCCCUCGGUGAGUUGGAUCAAACAUUUUGUCUUUCAGGAUCCCGCCUAUGACACCAGUCAAAUGACAUAUUCCGACUAUGACACAGCCUUCGAGAUAUCAGUUUCCAAGCUCAGUGUGCUCUGGGGUAACCAGCACCUCGACCUGACGGAUUUCAAACACUCCGGCGGCAAACUGUUGACAUGGUUCGGGCUGGCGGAUGAGUACAUCGCUCCAAGCAACAUGCUACGAUACCGGGAGGGUCUCGAGAAGCGAUUCGGAGGCGCAGAAGUGGUCGACGAGUUCCACCGUCUCUUCUUUGCUCCUGGGGCCGGACACUGUGCCGGCGGCCAUGGACCACUCCCUGUAGAUGCAUUGAAUGCUCUGAGGGACUGGGUCGAGAACGGCACCGCACCUGAUGUGCUGCCGGCGUUGACCACUACCUCUGAAGACGUAAAAGUGUCUCGAAACCUGUGUCGAUACCCCAAGAAGCUGGUCUACCGAGAGGGAGAAGUCAACUUGGCAAGCAGCUUUGUUUGUGAAUAG